CUAAGACUACAGUCGCUUUGAUGCAAGAGGUCCCUUUCUCCUACUUACUCUGCUAGCAAGUUCGGCCAUCGGUCAUCUGGGCGUUUCGCUCAGAAUCCAAAUUGCGUAGCUGAGGAUGGCAUCGGCAUCUUCGAGUCUGGGUUCCGAUUCUCGGAUUAAAGCAGCAGAGCAGGGCUCGGCGUUGGCACCGCCGUCAGACAGACCACGGCAGACGCAUAUUCACUUUCCUACAGAGGUUGAUUCUGUAUCCUCCAAGCCGGCUAGCCCAUCCGACUUUACCGGUGCAGGACUGCACUCCUUAGAACCUGGCUCUACUCUGUCUGUUCCUGGUUCUCACGAUGAUGAGUUCUUUGAACGCCGCCGCGUUCGUUCCGCAAAUGCAUCAGAGGCGACGCGCCCGUACGGUUCGUACUCGCGAUCUCAAUUUCUGCCUGGUCCAAGUCGUUCGCGUACUGCCGCUAAGAGAGUUGUGAGCUUGUCUUCUCAUGGCUCGGACCGUUCGUAUAGGAAGGGAACAUCUUCUAUUGGAUCAAGCCCGCUCUCAGGAGAUGUACUACUCCCUCCAGCUUUGGGGACACCUGAUCAAGGCGACGAUCCGAAUAUUCUAGCUGACCUUCGCAAAGCUCUACAAUACAAACCACGUGUAGAACAACAACUUAAGGAAGCAAAGUCAUUGACAGAAUUUCCAUCAUCCUUGCAGCCGUCUACCUCCAAUGCAUCCCCUAUGUCCAGUUCCCCGUCGUCUCGUCCUGCCUGGGCGACUUUUCCCCGCUCGGAGCCGAAUACGCCAGUCAAGCCAGAGUUUGUUGACUUCAGCCCAUCCGUGGGCAAGGCGUCUCUGCAUCCUGUUCCAACUUCGGCAGAUGACGGUGCUACAUUGGACUGGUCCGGCUCAACAGAUGACGAGAAGCAUGAGAGGAAAUGGACAAUGUCAUUAUCACGCAAGUCCUCCAAGGAUAAGCAUCCGACUCUGUCACGCAAAGCACUGGUAGAGAGGCAAGAUUCGCAAUAUUCUGACAAAUUGACGAGAAUCAGACAGAAAGCAAAUGAACUCACAAUACGUAAAGCCGAAAUAACCAAAGAUCAGCUGCAACGGCGUUACACCGCCCUUAAUGCUUCCUUCACUUCCGCAAAGAGCCGUUUGAAUUUGGUCAGUGUCGCGCGUUGGUUUGACAAGCAAGAAAACGUACUCAAGGCGUUGAUUGUGGAGAACGAGCCUAUGCCUUGGUUGCGCCAUUUGCUUCACGGACGUGGCACUAAUCAGGGUCAACGUCGACUGCCUUCUCCUUGGAAUGUUUCUGCUAUGAUCGUGGACGAGUAUAUGCGGUCUGCCUCUGACGCGGAGUUCGUAUUAACAACCGAAGUCGCUGAUGAUAACGCCUCCGAAGCGGGAUCAUCUGCAUCUGCGGCGAUCAUGCGUCGACCCGCCUCCGGUCGUGCAUCAUUCCGGUCGUUUGACGGUGGUUCUGGACGUAAAUCUGAUGAGUUGCUAUCGUUUGAGCCAUUGUCGCAUUCUCGUCGAGACUCUGUCGGAGCGGACUCGCGUGCGAGUGUUGAUACGCAGCUGAAGCGAUGGCGGCAAUCACUACUGCACCGAGCUGAUAAUGAGGUUUCGUCUGAAGGAUCCGUGAGGAGUAGGAGAAGGACUGGUUCCUUAGAGCAGGGCAAUGGUCAGACGGGUCAGAAUUCGUCGGCUAACUCACGUAGUCCCUUGCACUCCCUUGGUAUUAAGAGGCGUUCAAAUACCAUGCAAGUGAAUAGCGAUGAAGGGCAGUCUUCCGCAGCAGACUCGAUGAUUGACAGGUCGAAGGAAAGCACGCUAUCCAAAGACGUACCGAAGAAACCCGGCCGGGAAUCCAGGCGCAGCCGGUUUCCUCUAUCUUUGGACCUUAGAUCUGCGCAACCUUCCUUCAUCGAAUCGAAACAGCGUCCGGGAACGCUCUCAAUUGACGAGCUACGUACGGAUGUAUCGACGCCGAACAAAAGCCAAAGCUUACCUGUUGGAAAGGAGGGAAGAGCUACACCUUCGGUCGAUCCAUUCGAUGGUCGUCCAACUCCAAACAAUCAGUUGGCUUCUCCCAUCGCCCUUGACUCAGUGCGUAAACCUGAUCGAAGAAAGACGCACAGGGUGUCUCUUCCGCCAGCUUUCCAAACGCCUAAGACACGAAGAAGCAGGUCUAAUACCAGAACAGAGGCUCAGAAUCACGCAUUACAAGUUGAAUACACGCGGAAGAAAGAAUUACUGGAUGCUCUUGUCGCACGUAAUCAACGCAUGAGGGCUUUACUACAGGUUGCCUCGAGGUCGAUUCACGAUUAUGAUGAGACGCAAUCCUCGAUGGCCCAGAAACUCGGGUUAAACUAUCAACCAUUACCACCUGAGGUUCUAGAGGCUGUAAAACACGAUCCGUCUGCGUCAGUUGGUCAUCUUCGCAGUCUGCAAGGGUGGAGAGCUGUUGAAGAUAUACACCUCCGACGUGAACGGCAGAAGGACGUUUUGCAACGAUUUACUUCAUCGCUGCAAAAUUCCAUUGCGCCGUUAUCGUUGCCCAAAGACGGUAUCUAUGAGAGGACGAUGGCAAGUCUUUCUGAUCUCGUCGAAAGACUGCACAGCCAGCGCAGUACAGUGCUCUCACAUGUUAGACAAACGCACGAACUGCUGGCCAGAGUAAAGAAGAUGAGGGACGAGUUGAAGCCAGAAUUCGAUGAGGCAAGCAAGCAUACAUCUGCAAACUAUCCAGAACUCGUUCAAUUAGAAUCUCUUCUCGAUGAAAUCGUCAAUGAGACGAAUAAGCUCUGGAGACUCGCCGAGGCCUCUAUAUCAUUCUUGCUUACUUCUGUUGCCCCGCUGAUGAAGACAUUUGGACGGCCUGUUUGGGACGAAGUACACGACUUCCUCGUCAUUCCUUUAUACCGUAACGGCUUCUCGGGUGAAGACCACUGGUACCCAGUCACUUUCCCGCGCCGAAGUCUCGUACAUUGGCUUCGCCUCCUUUUCUUCUCAACCAGUGCACCAUUACUCCUAUACCACGGCGCUCGUUUCUUCGUCGCUCUCCUCACACACGGCUACGUCAUUCGAAUUCCCGUAUUUAUACCCACGUUUGUCGUAUACGUCGUGUUUUCUGGUCUUAUGUGUGCUUUCGCGUCUUUGCUUUUUGGUUUGUUCGUCGUCGUGCUUUGCGAGAUGUUUAUUGUUCUAUGGUGGUUAUUAUGGUUACUACGUAUUGUACGAUGA
Molecule: messenger RNA, 3232 nt
Organism: Fomitiporia mediterranea MF3/22
Lineage: Eukaryota; Fungi; Basidiomycota; Agaricomycetes; Hymenochaetales; Hymenochaetaceae
Exons: 6
Coding region: 116-3232 (1038 amino acids)
Source: RefSeq, a predicted model, not a curated record